UUGGGUAACAAUCUUCAUAUUUUGUCAUAUAUGAAAUAUAUAGAUAGUUAAUGAAUAGUGUAUCAAAAGUUCCCUUUUUGAAAACACUAUACAGCUCAUUCUUAUGUGUCUACUAAAACAAUAUGAAAAUACAUAUCAUUUCUUUUGUGUUAGGACAUAUGUCUCCAAAUAAAUCAAAAUUAUACAUGAUGUCAGCUUGCAUAUUUUUUGUGUGCGUUAAUUGUGAAUUCAAUCUUGAAAAUAUCAUAUUAAAAAUUGGUCACAUAUAUCUAUAUACAUAUGUAUGUGUGUGUGUGGUAUAUAUGCAGGCAUGAGUCUUAUGAAAAUCCAGCAAACUACCUGAAUAUCUCCAUCAGUACGUAGCAUCCAACCAUUAGAAAGCAGUCAGAUUAAUUAUUCAAAGCACACCCUCUCUCUCUCUCUCUCUUUAGCCAUGAAUGUAUCGGGCUUACCCUGCUGUGUAAAUCAGAGGUCGACAUUUCGACCAAAGAAGAGGAAGCAUCAUCCAUCAGGGAGCAAUGUCAGUGGACUGAGUAUUAGUGAUCAUGUGGUUGAAAAACCAUUCACAGCGACUCUCAUGAGUUACAACCUCAGAGAAGCCGUGAAACUACCUUAUGGUGAAGACAUUAACCAGUGGUUGGCCAUUCACACCAUAGAUUUCUACAACCAUGUAAACGUUUUGUACGCUACUCUCAAAGAGUUCUGCACAACCACCACUUGCCCUAUCAUGAAUGCUGGAUCCUUAUAUGAGUAUAGAUGGGCAGAUGGGAUCGCUAUUAAGAAGCCAAUAACGGUUUCUGCUCCUGAAUACGUUGGGUAUCUCAUGAACUGGAUUGCAACUCAGAUCGAUAACGGAACCAUCUUUCCGCAAACACCUGAAGCAACAUUCCCAUCGAAUUUUAAGGACUUCGUGAAGGUGAUUUUGAAGAGGCUGUUUAGGGUUUAUGCACACAUCUAUCAUUGUCACUUUCAGAAGGUUGUGAAUCUCAAGGAAGAAGCUCAUCUCAACACUUGCUUCGAACAUCUUGUUCUCUUCACAUCUGAGUAUCAGUUGAUUGAUGAAGCAGAGAUGGAGCCUCUUAAAGAGCUCGUGGGAAAAGUUUUGAAACCAUAGAAAAAAUCUAUGGUUUCAAGGUGGAAAAUAAGGGUUGUGAGAUAUAUACCAAUAAUUAACAUCCUAAAGGAGAUGAUGUUUAUGUAACUAGUCGAGCUUAUACAAAUGAGCUGAUUUAAUAUAUGCAAUAAUCUAUCUUCUGAUGUUUUCAAAGUUUCACCAUAUAUACUCAAAUAGUCAAAUAUCCUCCAUGGUUGGAAUAUAUCCUUUUUAUCUUUUCCUUGAACUGAGUUGCGUGACCUAGAAGGUUAGAAGAGGUUUUAUGCUUUGGGAUUAGAAUCAAAGGACGAUUCUAGACGCUAACUUUUAGAGAAAAACACACAUCAAAUAAAAAAAUUUCUAGUUCCUUCACUGCAAGUUUGCAACUACACCCAAACCAGCAAAUAUACAUAGCAACCAAACACCUCUGGGUAAACGGUGGUCCUUAACUUGACUUUGAAUAUAACAAGUGGUUAACAUAGCUUCUCAUUCUUGCAAGAACUAGUAUUUAUUCUACGACAUGGAUGACCAUCAAGGUUAAUUAAGAAAUCAAAUAGUUCCUCUUCAAAUAACAAUUGGAAUUCAAGUUUAUUUGAUGCGGUUAAAAAAGUUAAUAGCAAAAAGCAUAUCAAAGAAAAAUAGUUCACAUCCAUACUAAAUGAAAAACAAAAAAAAAACAUAAUAUGGCCCGAUGUGACAAACAAUUUAUGAUGAACUGCCUUCUCCACAAGUGAGCAAGAAGCUGAAACUUGGGUUUUCAUGGAUCAAUGCAAGAGUAUCAAUGUCGUUUACAUCCCCUUGUUCCGUUGAUUUUGAUAAAUCCUCUACGGUGAAUGGAAUGCUGCGUUUUGAUUGAUCACUCUCCGUUACUUGAGAGCAAUGUGACAAAACAUUUAUUCAAUAACAAUAAGAAAAAAAGGUUUAUGUUUACCUCAAGUCGUCCUCCAAAAGAGAGUCACUCCGUACACCAUCGGUCAAGUCAUCUAUCAAUCUAAUCAUCAUGCUUGAAAUAACCUUAUGGUUUGAAAAAAAAAACAAAGAGAAAGUUUAAACAAUGUCUAGAUAGAAUCAAAGGUUUAGACGUCAUUUUACAAGUGAAAACGUACAUCUGAAGAAACGCUGCUCAUGUCAUAAAUGUCAUCAAAGUACAUAGCACUGAUUCUGUAUAGCUGCCGUAUACUUAGCACCUGAACCACAAAAGCAACUUCAAUGUUCACCUCUUGGAAAAAAAAAACAAAAUAAAAGUCUAAUGAUCAUUACCGGACAGAGUUCUCUUGUUAUUUUGUCUAAGGUCAUUUCCUGCUUUUGAAUAAUGGCCUGAAAGAGAGCCAAAACAAUUGAGUUUACAAUGCAAUAGAAGGUGUGGCAUAGCAUCAAAUAUAGUUAUACCUGCAAGAAUCCAGCUGCCUGUCUGAUAUGACUCAACUCAUCCCAAGCUGAACCAGCAUACUGUUUUUUUUUUACAACAAACAAUUAAGUCAACUUUUCAGAAAAAAAAAUUCUAAGAUGUGAUGAAAUCAAAGCUUACUUCAUCAGUAGCCUCUAUACACCAAUUUUUUAGUUUAGCCAAACCUGUUUCAACGUACUCCCCGUUGACAAAAUAGCGACAGUCAUCGCUUAGGAGAAUACUGCACAAGUAGUUGAUUUACAGAGAAAACUUUCUGUCAGCCAAGGAAAACUUACCUUGAGACAAAAGAAAAGGAGAUAUUACUACUAGUGAACAUGCAUGCCUGUUUAGGAGCUGAAGAUUGAUGAAGAAGAAUAUUUGUGUGAUUAAUUUGCUGACCAGGAAUGGUGGAGUCUGCAUCAAGCAAAGUUAGAGAGUUUCAUUGCUCAUUACUCAUUAGAUUAUCUCAAUCCGAAGCCCAAGCUGUUAUUAUAUUCUUAUUAAAUCGCAGACUCACAUUGUUUGCUUUCAUUAGAUUCAAGUAACUGCUUAGCCUUUCCACAAUACUUUCCCAGUGACCAAUCAAAUCUUGUUGAGGAACAUUGUUUUCUUGCGCCUGUGUCAUGUAACCAUGUCUUAUAUACUAAAUCGAUGAAACAAUGAAAUGAAACUUGAAGGUCAAUAUAUAGACACACUAUUUAAAGGAAGUAAAUAAACAACCUGUUUAGAUAACCGGAGAAGAGAAAAGACCUCAAUCUUCAGAUUAUCUCUGAUCAUAACAUACAUCUUCUCUAGGAAUCCAAUAAGCUGCUGCUUGAAAAGAGUUGCUGGGUACUUUGCUUCAACUUGCAUUUGUCUAUCCAAAGAAGAGACAACACCGCCUCCCAUGCAUCCCUAUUUAGAGUGUAAACAAGACACACAAGACAUGAAGUGAGUCAGAUAAAGGUCAAGUCAGGGAGAGUAAAAACAAAGAUUUAUAGCUUGUUACUCUGGACUCUGGUAUUGCAGCACUUGUGAAUGUGUGCUGCAGUAGCUUAAGUAACAUGGUUGAAUUAGAUAACCAAUACGCCAAAACUUGGUUGUUAUCUGGUACCUGUAAUGGAAGACAACAUUUUUCAUAUUGAAUCAAACACUUGCUAACGUUAAUUUAUUUUAACCAUGUUGCAAUAAUUCAUAACCCAAAGCUUCUGAACAGUGAAGCAAGAAAGAACCAGCUCUUACUUCAAUGGCCGAAGCUAUUGUUUGAAUGAUACGGUCAAAGAUGUUUGUUUCUUCGAGUUCAAAUGAUCUCCAGUGAAGGAGACAUUUGUAAAUGAGACAUGCAGCAACAGGGUUGCCUCCAGCAAAGCCAAGGUUUUGUGAGAUGCACGUGACUAGUAGUUCCUGAUUUUCCUGAGUGACACCAAGCUAAUAAACAUAAUGCAAUACUCAGAAUAAAAAUACAUGAAAAGAUAAGCAUUCUUCACUUUAUAUGAAUCCACGCAAAGAAAAGAAAUAAGUAUGGUGUUGGCACCAGUAACACACACCUGUAGAGCCUCCACCUCUGAAGUCAAUGAAAAGAUUUUUUCAGUAUCCUUAACUAAUACCGAAGUCACCUUAUCUACUGGAGCUUCCUGUUACAUUUAUAGGCCAUAAGCAAUUGAAGAAACAAGAAAGUAACCAGGUCUCAUUUUUAAAUGUGCAAGACUUAGUCAGAAAAAAGCACACUUCCUCUUACCUGUGUAGGCAUUGUAUUUCUCUUCUAGUCCGAAACCAAAAAGCAACACCAACAUGCAAACGUCUGGAACUGAAAAAAAAUAUAGUUAUAGCAUAUUUAAUCAACCAACAAGGAUAACGAUGACUAGUAAGAAUCUAUCUGGAGCAUCAAAACUUGUGAGCAAAACGAAAUAGUCAAAAGUGUAUUGGCUAAGUUUAACAAACAUGAGGAAAAAAAACAAAACACACUGCUGGUUCAUAAAUUCCUUUGAAAAAUGAAGCAAGAAAGAACCAACUUACUUCAGUGGCCAAAGCUGCUUUUGUCUGAAUGAUGAUGAACCCUGGUUUCUACAUGUUUAUACAAACGUCAUCCGAAAAUUAAAUUUGCAAAUAAAGAGAAAAUAUAGAAAAUGAUGAUCCAUUUAUAUUCUACAUGUAAAAUGGUAAGUUUUCUCUAAUACUAUUAUUAAUUUAAUCAUUUAUAUUAUAUUAUCAAUCUUAUAAAUAACAUGUAGUUGUUAAAUUGAAAAUUGCUGUACAAGUUUACCCUUUAGAAGUAAUAUUUGAGAGAAACAAUAAAAAAAAAUUGCAGUCUAACCAAUAAAAUUCUGGUGCACAAUCUCACUAUAAUUUAUUUAUUUAUUUGCUGUGUCUAAAUU
Molecule: messenger RNA, 4834 nt
Organism: Brassica napus (rape)
Lineage: Eukaryota; Viridiplantae; Streptophyta; Magnoliopsida; Brassicales; Brassicaceae
Product: MOB kinase activator-like 1A
Exons: 7
Coding region: 434-1114 (226 amino acids)
Biological process (GO): signal transduction; positive regulation of protein phosphorylation
Cellular component (GO): cytoplasm; nucleus
Molecular function (GO): protein kinase activator activity
Source: RefSeq, a predicted model, not a curated record